Molecule: messenger RNA, 2558 nt
Organism: Aspergillus saccharolyticus JOP 1030-1
Lineage: Eukaryota; Fungi; Ascomycota; Eurotiomycetes; Eurotiales; Aspergillaceae
Product: Zn(II)2Cys6 transcription factor domain-containing protein
Exons: 5
Biological process (GO): DNA-templated transcription; regulation of transcription by RNA polymerase II
Cellular component (GO): chromatin
Molecular function (GO): RNA polymerase II cis-regulatory region sequence-specific DNA binding; zinc ion binding; DNA-binding transcription factor activity, RNA polymerase II-specific
Source: RefSeq, a predicted model, not a curated record
CAUAUCUCCGCCGUUUGUUCAUGAUGGCGAACUCCCCUCACGACCCUGCGUUAUUCCACCACAAGAAUACAUCCUACAUGUUCCCACCUUCAGAUCUAGACGAAUUCUCCCCCGCGCCGAGAAGGUACAAUUGUACCGUCUGCUCUACGUCCUUCCGGCGCCGUGAGCACUUUGAGCGUCAUCUCAGGAGCCAUUCUAAGCGCAAGGACUUCAAAUGUGAUCUUUGCGAUAAACGAUUCGCGCGGAGAGAUACAUUGCAACGCCAUUCAACACUUCAUGAGGUACCACACAAAGCUCAAAGAACGCUCCCGAGGGCACCCCAUGCUUGCUUCAACUGUGUCAAGUCAAAACAACGCUGUUCUGGAUCCUAUCCAUGUGAUCGCUGUAAUAAAAAAGGUUGGCCUUGCCAGUUUACUAAAGGCUCCAAGGAAGUGUCGCCGAAAGAACAGGAGAUCCUUCCGAAUACAACCGAACGAAGGACAAUUCAUCAAGAAUGUCAGAUCUCGGACCAUAACAGCCCUCCUGAGCCAUCGCUUGUAUGUGGGCUAUACCCGAUAAGCACAGUCCAGUCUGACCCUGGGAGUUCGGAUAAUGUCAACUUUACUGGCUGGCCAUGUGUGGAUCCUCCUUUCCCAAGCCAGGCUCGAGAACUCUCUCAAUCCACCGACGCCGCUCCUCUCUUGGAACCCUGUUCUUUUUGGCCUCUGGACGAUGUCUUUGGCUAUUCUGAUGUGGCUUCAUCUGGCAUCCCCGGUCUUCAUGCGCCUUUUGGUGUGGCAGAGACCGUGGAUCAACAAAUAAAAAUGUCAGUUGAGAAUGUCGCUUCUGUGGAGCUCCCGAAUUCUCAACAGAAGCAUUCGAGACGUGCCGAGGAGGUCCAUAAGCCCUCCUCCAAUGCCCAGUCAGAGAACUAUGUGUCACAAACCACCCUCACAGAAGAAGACCGCGACAUUUUGAUAUCUGAGGAUUACGGACAUGUCCCCAAGCCUUCUAUCUCAACCUACGAAAGGAUCAGUGCUCACUAUGCGGAAGUAAGUCGGUCUUCAUCAGAGGCCCUUCCAAGCUUGUAUUCAUUGGAUAUUCUACACGUAUGUACACAGCUGUACUUCGAACAUUUUCACCAAAGCUUUCCUAUUCUUCACCAACACACCUUCGAAGCCCGAAGCUCGUCAUGGCUCCUUUAUAUCGCCGUCGCUGCUGUGGGAAGCCAGUAUUCUCGACUUUCAAACCGGACUCGAAUUUUCUUCGACCUGGUGAAAGCAAUAAGAAUGUCUUUGCUUCGAAAGCUCAGCUCCGUUUCGUCACUUCAAAACAAUCUUGAACUUGCCCAGGCAACGCUGCUAUUCAACUUCUCUCUUCUCUUCAGCGGAACACGAGAGAAUUUAAUGCAUUUGCAAUACCAACGAAACCUGCUGGUCACGAUGUGUCGCCCCCUCCUCAUCCCCAGUGUUCUCUUCGCGAAGAGCAGCAUGUUAUCAAAUGGUAGUGUGGCCACCGGAAUCUGGACUCAAUGGAUCGCGACAGAAUCCUGGAAAAGACUAGUGUAUUUUACCUGGUUGAUCGAAUGCUUUCAACUAGUCUUAUUCGAUCUGCCCACUCUGAUUACGGUUGAUGACCUGCAUUUGGGCAUGCCCUGUAAGGAUGAACUUUGGCAGUCCGCAAGUUCCUAUAAUUGGGAGAUGGCUAGAGCCUCACAGAGAGAACUGACCGAAUGUCUCAGCGUCUCAUCCUUGCUUAAGACGAAAAUUGUUGAUCAGCACCGUAUCCGCUCAUUGAGUGGCUCGGCGCUUUGGAUAUUGGUAUUUGCGGUGUAUAUUGCAGAAAGGCACUCUACCAAACAGCCAACGUUAUAUCCUUAUCCGAGCAUGCAUAGUUUCUCAGAAACUUGGAACUUUUCUCUUGCGGGGGGCAUCGAUACUGGCGACCUUGAUAAGGAUAACGUUGAUGCGAUCCUUGGGAAUUUUCAGCAAGCUGUUUUGCGACACCUCCAAGUAUCACCUCUCCUUUUCAUCGUGGCGAAAUUUUCUCUCAUUCUUCGACUGCUUCGCUUUAUCCAAUACCGUCAUUUGUAUGUCUCUUCGGGGUGGAUGGCACAGCACCAGGAGGUUGGCGCUGCGGCGGAACAUAUCGCACAGUUACUUCAAGCAGAACCGAGACGGGCACGUCAAAGUCUCUUGCAUGCUGCCCAGUUGUUCCGAUUAAUUCGUUCACAGCAACAGUUUGACCCCUAUGACUCCUUCAUUUUGCUUAUGGCUGUCCUAUACAUCUGGAACUACGAUAGAUUCGUGGUCUCAGCCAAAACAAAAUACUCUUCUGGUGCUGACGCCGAGAACAUUCUUCGAAUCGACCAAAAUAUGAGCGAGGAUUUGCAGGAGAAAUGGAUCGCAGGCACAUUUGAACAGCAUAAGCAGCUUCAUAUCACUGGCCUUGGAGUGCUCAACGGCCAUGAUAGCGUGCCACGUACUUUUCGAGAAUCAAUGAGAAUCUUGAGCCAUGGGAAGGCUUGGUCAAGCCAGGCGAAUGCUAUCAAAUACGCACUCCGUCAAAUAUUGCUAGGU